Brassicogethes aeneus is the source of this 1635-nucleotide messenger RNA. The record is from the annotation of a GenBank genome assembly. NCBI's taxonomy places the organism in Eukaryota, Metazoa, Arthropoda, Insecta, Coleoptera, Nitidulidae.
ACAAAAAAUUAUAAAAUGUUUUAUUUACAAAAAAUGACCCGUCUCCUGUAUUUACAGUGAAUUAGUUUAUUAGUUUUGUGUUUAUUGAUUUGAAAAUAUGUUUGGAAGAAAAGCUAUAAAAAGUUCUUCAGAUCGAUUCAUUCCAACCAGAGCUCACAUGAAUUUGGAGAUUUCCAACUACAAGUUAAAAAAUUCUGAUCCAGGAACAGAAAGUUCGGAAACGUGGCCGGAAGACAACACGUACUUUAAUUUGAAAAAACAUAACUACAACAUCACCAAAUAUAGACAACAUCUAUGUUUGGCCCUUACGUUAAACCAAGAAAAAAUUCUAAAUUUCUCUUCGCCACACUGCAAAAAAAUGGGGAAAGUCUGUCAAAAUGACAAAUUAUGGCCAGUGUAUCCCAGGAAAAAGCCCUUAAUGGAACAACCUCAGCUGGUUUUGGACAUGCCAGAAUUGGACGUAUAUUUAAGUUCCCAUGUAGUAGAUUGGAGCAGCACAGGUUACGUGGCCACCAUUUAUAAUAAGGAAGUUCAUUUGUGGCAUCCAGAAAAAAUGUUGAGGAGGCAAAAAACUGUAACAAACAAACAAGUGAAAAAAAGCGUGAGAUGGAAUAAAAAUGGAAGAUAUUUUGCUGUGGCCAUUGGAAAAUCAAAAUGUUUGAUUGUUGAUGCACAAGACCUCAAAAACACGUUCGAAAUUUUGUGCCUUUGCUCCUUUGAAUACAAAACCUGCGAACUGAGGCAUAUAGAUAUUUCCCACAACGAUACAAUAGUGUUUGGAUGUUCUUUAGGAAGGAUAUCUUUGUAUCGUUCAUUUUCCAAUGAUUUUCAUUUUAAUUCGCAAAGCAGGGUUGCCGCCUUCGUAUCGGAAAAUCUUGGAAAUAGCGUGGUCAGUGUGGAGUUGUCAUGUAACGAUAAGUUUUUGGCAGUCAGUCUAAUGGAUGGGCACAUCGUUGUAAUGACGUUCCCCCAGUUGCAGACAGUAGCGUAUUACUCCAACGAUAGGCCAAUUAAGAGCUUGUGUUGGCAUCCAUGGAAAGAAAACUUACUAGUGGUCUGUUCAAAAAAGUCUCUAAUUUUGUUCAACAUAAACACCAUGAGCAAAGUCGCUGAAAAACCUUUUCAACACCCAAAUACAAUAGUUGACAGCAUGGCGUUUAAUCCAAUUUCCGGAGAGUUAGUAGUAUCCUAUUUCAUUUAUCAACAAGAUCAUAGUAAAUGCACCUUAAGAGUUUUGAAAAAUUUCGAUAAAGUCGUGGACGAAAUUAUGGUUGGAGUGGAAAGGGUGCCUUAUUUAUUAUGGGACAGUACUGGAACCCAGCUUGCUAGCGGCAGUGCGGAAGAGAAUCUCUGCAUUUGGAACUUCUUUGGCACCAAAGACGAACGUACCAAUAUUUUAAAAAUAGGAAAAGCUUCCAAAAAAAAUUUAACUAUAAAUCCCAAGAAGACUGUUUUUAUGUUAUCCAAACCCAUUAGAUAAACCACAAAACAUUUAAUCAGUCAAUUUUUGUACAUGUUUGUAUAUUGUAAAUAAUUUUAUCACCCAUCUGUAAGUAUUUAGAAAUUUUAGUGUUUUAGCACCUAUUUUGUUAUUUCUUUGUUUGAAAUAUAUUUACUAAACUAAUUUAACAAAAA